Molecule: messenger RNA, 849 nt
Organism: Condylura cristata (star-nosed mole)
Lineage: Eukaryota; Metazoa; Chordata; Mammalia; Eulipotyphla; Talpidae
Gene: CHODL
Product: chondrolectin
Exons: 6
Coding region: 66-749 (227 amino acids)
Biological process (GO): positive regulation of axonogenesis
Cellular component (GO): cytoplasm
Source: RefSeq, a predicted model, not a curated record
UUAAAUUCACAGAAGCAAACUGCCAAAAGGUGUGCUUUGCUGACCUCAAGCAUCCCUGCUACAAAAUGGCCUAUUUCCACGAACUGUCCAGCAGAGUGAGCUUUCAGGAGGCGCGCCUGGCUUGUGAGAGUGAAGGCGGCGCUCUGCUCAGCCUUGAGAACGAAGCAGAACAGAAGUUGAUAGAAAGCAUGUUGCAAAACUUGACAAAACCAGGAACAGGGAUUUCUGAUGGUGAUUUCUGGAUAGGGCUUUGGAGAAAUGGAGAGGGACAAACUUCCGGUGCCUGCCCAGAUCUGUACCAGUGGUCUGAUGGAAGCAGUUCCCAGUACCGAAACUGGUAUACAGAUGAACCUUCCUGUGGAAGUGAGAAGUGUGUGGUGAUGUAUCAUCAACCAACAGCCAACCCUGGCCUCGGAGGUCCCUACCUUUACCAGUGGAAUGACGACAGGUGCAACAUGAAGCACAAUUACAUCUGCAAGUAUGAACCAGAGAUUUUUCCAACAGUUCCUGUUACAAAUCAACCAGGGGACACCCAUCAAAAUGUGGUUGUCACUGAAGCAGGCAUAAUUCCCAAUCUAAUUUAUGUUGUUAUACCAACGAUUCCACUGCUGCUAUUGAUAUUGGUAGCUUUUGGAACCUGCUGUUUCCAGAUGCUGCAUAAAAGUAAAGGAAGAACCAAAACUAGUCCAAACCAGUCCACACUGUGGAUUUCAAAAAGCACCAGAAAAGAAAGUGGCAUGGAAGUAUAGUAAUUCAUUAACUUGGCUCCAGAAAAGAAAACAGAAAUUUAUAAUUCUGGAUCUGUAUAAGGAAUGGCAUCAGAAUAUUAGCUUGGAAUGGCUUGAAAUC